This is a messenger RNA of Cucurbita moschata (crookneck pumpkin), 2355 nucleotides long. Its product is annotated as pentatricopeptide repeat-containing protein At4g02750-like. Gene Ontology annotation, molecular function: zinc ion binding; RNA binding; protein binding. Bases 188 to 2275 code for a protein of 695 amino acids. The transcript has a single exon. NCBI's taxonomy places the organism in Eukaryota, Viridiplantae, Streptophyta, Magnoliopsida, Cucurbitales, Cucurbitaceae. Gene Ontology annotation, biological process: RNA modification. The record is from RefSeq and is a predicted model, not a curated record.
AUAUUUGAUACAGACCGACACAUGAAGUAUCACACGAGGACGUCGGAUCAGAGUGAGUCUUAGAGGCUACCAUGCCCAAAUUCCGACAGGAAACGUGGCCUGGUUAACCGUUAACCAACGACCUCAGUUUUCUUUUAAGAGACGCCUAGAUUUUUCAAUCUCGAAUUCAAACUCGAGACGACUGAAAAUGAAAGCAAAAUCCAAGCUGCGGCAAGCAGUAGACUUGCUUUGCUCUCGAAGCACCGCAACCUCUGAGGCCUACACCCAAUUGGUCCUCGAAUGUGUCCGUGCAAAUGAAAUCGACCAAGCUAAGAGACUGCAGUCCCACAUGGAACACCAUCUUUUCCAACCCCCUGAUCCCUUUCUCCACAAUCAGCUACUUCAUUUGUACGCAAAAUUCGGGAAGCUUCGGGAUGCCCAAAACCUGUUUGAUAAAAUGCUUGAAAGGGAUGUUUUCUCCUGGAAUGCUCUGCUCUCUGCGUAUGCUAAAUCAGGGUCCAUCCAGGAUUUGCGGGCAACAUUUGAUCGAAUGCCUUACCGCGAUUCAGUUUCAUACAAUACGAUCAUAGCAGGUUUGUCUGGAAAUAGUUUUCCAAAAGAGUCGCUUGAGCUUUUCAGAAGAAUGCAGAGGGAGGGUCUUGCACCUACGGAGUAUACAAAUGUAAGCGCAUUGAAUGCAUCUGCACAAUUGUUGGAUUUGAGGCGUGGGAAACAGAUUCAUGGGAGUGUUAUUGUGCAUAACUAUUUAGGGAAUGUGUUCAUUUGCAAUGCUUUAACAGAUAUGUAUGCCAAAUGUGGUGAGAUUGAACAGGCAAGGUGGUUGUUUGAUCGUCUCACUAACAAGAAUUUGGUUUCUUGGAACUUGAUGAUAUCUGGGUAUGUAAAGAAUGGACAGCCUGAGAAGUGCAUUGGUUUGUUACAUGACAUGCGCUUGUCUGGUCAUAUGCCUGAUCAAGUUACCUUGUCAACUGUGAUCGCAGCUUACUGUCAAUGUGGGCGUGCAGAUGAAGCAAGAAGGGUAUUUAAUGAGUUUAAAGACAAAGAUAUUGUUUGCUGGACAGCCAUGUUGGUGGGUUAUGCAAAAAGCGGCAGAGAAGAGGAUGCACUGUUGUUGUUCAACGAAAUGCUAUUAGAACACUUUGAACCCGACAGCUACACAUUAUCGAGCGUUGUCAGUUCAUGUGCCAAAUUAGCAUCUCUAUAUCAUGGUCAGGCAAUCCAUGGAAAAUCAAUUCUUGCUGGGCUUGAUAACAAUUUACUCGUCUCAAGCGCAUUAAUCGACAUGUAUUCCAAAUGUGGUUUAAUCGAGGACGCAAGGUCAGUCUUCGACGUGAUGCCAACUAGGAAUGUGAUUACAUGGAAUGCUAUGAUUGUUGGCUAUGCACAAAACGGACGUGAUAAGGACACCCUCGAACUCUUUGAAAACAUGUUGCAAGAGAAAUUCAAACCUGAUAAUGUUACUUUUGUAGGCGUUUUAUCUGCUUGUCUCCAUUCUAAUUUCAUUGAACAAGGGCAGGUGUUCUUCGAUUCUAUAAGCAAUCAACACGGAUUGACGCCUAGUUUGGAUCAUUACGCAUGUAUGGUCAAUCUCCUAGGACGUUCAGGUCGCAUCGAUCAAGCAGUUGAUCUAAUAAAAAGUAUGCCCCAUGAACCAGAUUUCCUGAUAUGGUCCACACUUCUAUCUGUUAGUGCAACAAAGGGUGAUGUUGCAAGUGCAGAAAUGGGAGGUAGGCAUCUCUUCGAAUUGGAUCCUACCAAUGCUGUGCCAUAUAUUAUGCUCUCAAAUAUGUAUGCCUCUAUGGGUAGAUGGAAGGAUGUAGCAGCAGUUAGGAGUGUGAUGAAGAACAAGAAUGUGAAGAAGUUUGCUGGGUACAGUUGGAUUGAGAUUGAUAAUGAGGUGCACAAAUUCACAUCCGAAGAUCGAACACACCCAGAAACAGAACAAAUCUAUGAGGAAUUGAAGAUAUUGAUAAGGAAACUUGAAGAACAGGGAUUUAGGCCUAAUACAAAUCUGGUUUUGCAUGAUGUUGGAGAGGAGGAGAAGUUGAAAUCCAUAUGUUUCCACAGCGAGAAACUUGCGCUUGUCUUUGGUUUGAUUAAGAAAGGUAAUGGAGUUAGUCCAAUAAGGAUCAUAAAGAACAUUCGGAUUUGCAGCGAUUGCCAUGAGUUCAUGAAGUUUGCAUCUAUGAGUAUUAGAAGGCAAAUAAUCUUGAGAGAUUCAAAUAGAUUUCAUCAUUUUUCAAAUGGGAAAUGCUCCUGCAAGGAUAACUGGUAAGGAAUAUGCUGCUAUAUUCAUAUCUUGUUGUUUGAUGGGUGCUUCUAUGGUUAUCUUUCAAUGCAGCUGAAACUUUGUUA